AUGGCCGAAUCUGCACAUAAUCACGUUGGGGAUUGGAAAACUUUCAGUAGAAGACCAUUCAAGGCGCUUGGUCCGCGGUGGGACGUUUUUCCGUGGGGAGGAGGUGUUAGAAGGAAUAAGAUUGCUGAGAUUACGUCCAUAUUCUUUUCUGAGUUUCCGGAAUCACACUCAGGAAAAUCGUUCUUCGAGGUUUUUGGGUGUUUAGGGAAUGUGGUGGAGGUUGCAAUCUCGCCGAGGAAGAAUAAUUUGGGGAAGAAAUUUGGUUUUGUUAGGUUCGAAGAGGUUGAAGACGGUAGAUUGUUGGCGGUUCGUUGUGAUAAUGUGAUGAUUAUGGGGAAGAAAAUUCAUGCUAAUCUUCCGAGGUUUGAGCGGUCUAGUGCGAGGAAGGUGUCACCUACGGAGACCAAGUUUUCUCACAGACAAGGUCAAAUGUCGCAACAUCAUCGACCGGCGGCGGGAGUGCAUCCAGGCACCUCUGUUGGGUCACUGAAGAGGCGUUAUGUGGAGGUUUUGAAUGAAGGUUUGGUUAAGGGCAGCGAGAAGGGUUGCGAGAAGGUGGGUGAUAAUCCUGUGUUCUAUUUUACCUCUCAAGCAGAUAACAGGAAGAGGUUGGAGAAAGCUUACGUGGGGGUGGUGACGAUACCGGGUUCGACUUACAACAUUCGAUCUCACUUCAUGAUAGAGGGUGUCUUUGAUAUCAAGGUAACGCCUAUGGGGGGUAAUAUGUGUCUUUUAGAAGAGGAAGAGGAGGGUGUGAUUGAGGACUUAAUAGGGGAAGGCGAAACGUGGUGGAAACAAUGGUUCGCGGUAGUAAGAAGGUGGAAUGAGAAGGACAUUGACGACGACAGGGUCAUUUGGGUGAGCGUUUACGGUGUCCCGUUGCACGCGUGGUGUGUGGAUUUCUUCGUUAAGUUGGCUAACUCAAUGGGGGAAUUUAUCUGCGUGGAUGAAUCAAUGGCGGCGGGGUCCAAUUACGACACAGCUAGAUUUAUGGCGAGAGUCAAACUAACACAUGAAUUGAUGAAGUUUAUGAUCGUGCAGAUCGACGGGAAGGAAGUUUCGUUGGUGCUAAGGGAAGACGCAAUUGGCUCGAUUCGAAAUAUUUCAGUCUCGUCUGGCAGUAACUCGUUGAUAGGGGAUUGUUGUGUUCCAAAGGAGACGACACCCAUUCUUGUUCCUUUAGCUUCUGAUGUAGAAAGGAUGAGGUCAGUCGAUGAUCCCAUAAUCCAACUGUCGGUUUCUUGCAGCGAAACGGUGAAGGAGUUUGGGUCGGCAGUCAGGCCCCUGUUUGAUUCGAAUCAGAAGGAGGAUAGUUGUUUAGUUUCGAGGAGCUUGGCUAGGAGCGGUGGGAGCAGAAAUACAGGUUCUUUUGAUUUGGCUCUUAUUUCUCUAAAGGAGAGGGGUAGUGUUGGAAAGGGGCUGAGGCAGAUAUCGAUGGGAGAUAGUGAGGACAGAAGUUUUGUGUUUGUCACAGAAGAUGGCAUUGAAACAGUGGGUCUGUGUUCCCUUGGGGUGCUUGGGAGUAAUUUUAAGCAUAAAAAAUUGAAAUUUAAAAGUCUGUCAGAGAUUGGAGUGGUGAAAGGAGGUUCCAAGGCUGGCAGAGGUAGUAAGGGAGUGGUUUUGAAAUCUCAAGGCAAAAGAAACAAGGCUGGGGUUAAGAAGACGGGGAAAAAGGAGUGCAGUACUGAGGUUUAUGGUGUUCAUAAAGAGGAUUCGAAUAUAAGGAGGAGUAAUAGUAGGCAAUGGGAUUUCAUUAAUGGGGAUGUGGGGGAAAAGCUUUGGGAGGCCAUUGUAGCAUUGGGGGUUGCCGAGACGGAAGGAAGGGAAUUUUUGUUAAGAAGGAUUGAGAAACUUGAGAGUUAUAGCAGUGUGAGGAUGGUAGAGAGGAAGGAGUCUUCAAAAAAGUUGACAUGA
Messenger RNA from Vicia villosa (hairy vetch), 1914 nucleotides. RefSeq lists its product as uncharacterized. Lineage: Eukaryota; Viridiplantae; Streptophyta; Magnoliopsida; Fabales; Fabaceae. The record is from RefSeq and is a predicted model, not a curated record. Bases 1 to 1914 code for a protein of 637 amino acids. The transcript is spliced from 3 exons. Gene Ontology annotation, molecular function: RNA binding.